Messenger RNA from Adineta steineri, 1048 nucleotides. Lineage: Eukaryota; Metazoa; Rotifera; Eurotatoria; Adinetida; Adinetidae. The record is from the annotation of a GenBank genome assembly.
AAAGACUAUACUUUAUGUUAAAGUUGAUGGUGAAUAUCGUCGAGUUUUUAUAUUAAUUAAUACAUCCGUUAUUAAUAUUAGUAAUUUAAUUGAUUGUUUUCUUAUACAAUAUGAACCAACAUUGAUUGCAGAAGAAAUUCUACCAAUUAAAUUAGUUAAUAAUAACUUUAAGGAAUCAUACAACAUUUGGAAGUCUCUUAAUGAAAUACGUGAAGAAGAAUUUGCUUUUCUACAAUGUCCGAAAAAAACAUUGAAUGAAAAAUAUAUUCUAUGUGAAUUUUUUGAUUUUUCUAUUAAUGGAUCAUUUCGUCCACCGACUGUUCUAGUUUGUCCAACUCAAAAUUGUUCUUAUAUUCAUUUAUCAGAUCAAAUUGACCAAAUUCUUGGUCAUCUUUGUUCCGUAACUAAUGCACCAAUUUCUGCUUGUCAUUUAUAUUGGACUGAUUCCUAUGACAAACGAUAUAAAUUGAGAACAAACGAAAAAUUACCAUAUUUGACUCGAAUCACUAUUGAAAUGUCUGCUGAAUGGAUCGAUAUUUACAAAGUAUAUGAUAAUAUUAAUAAUUCAAGGGAUAAUUCAGCAUUAACUAGUUUAUUAGCCGAUUUUUUUCAUGAAGAACCUCUCGAUGAUGAUUACCAUUGUCUUAUAUGUUCAAAAUUAACGAAAGCUCGACAAAAAUCUAGUUUAUGUUUGCCAUUACCACAAAUACUCAUUAUUCAAUUAAAAAGAUUUACUUAUGAUAUUCAUUCAAAUGAUAAAAUUGAUACACAUAUCUCAUUUCCUCUAUAUGAAUUAGAUCUUAAGGAAUAUUUAGUAAAAAAUACUAAUAAUCAACACGAAAAUGAUUUAUCAACAAAAUAUAAUCUUGUUAGUGUUUCCAAUCAUACAGGUAGUCUCAUAUCUGGACAUUAUAUAACAUAUGCAAAAAAUGUUCAAGAUGGUAAUUGGUAUCAAUUUGAUGAUAAAGUUGUUAAAAAACUUAAUAAUGAUAAUGAUAUUGUUACUAAAAAUGCAUAUCUACUUGUUUAUGUACGAACAACUCGAUGA